CCCCGGGGCGGAGCGGGGAGCGGGGAGCGGAGCGAGGCCUCCGGGGGUUUGGGGGCCCAGGUCGUCGUGGGUCCGGGCCGUCCCCGCCCACCGGCCCCGGCCGCUACUGAGCUCCUGCCGGCCCGGCCCAACACCCUGGCCAGCAGCCGGAGGGUCCCUCCGGCCGAGAGACCCCCCAGCGCCAGGGACGGAGGGACAACCCGUCAGCCUGGGACCCCGCCGGGGGCGAGACCCCUCCUAGGGACAAGAGACCCCUCCGACUGGGCAUCUCUCCGAGGACGAGACCCCUCUGGGGACGAGACCCCUCCUAGGAGGAGACCCCUCCGGGGACGAGAUCCCUCCGGGAGGAGACCCCUCCGGCUGGGGAUCUCUCCGGGGACGAGACCCCUCCUAGGAAGAGACCCCUCCUUGGAGGAGACCCACCCCCCAAGGACCAGACCCCUCGAGGGACGAGACCCCUCCCUGGAGGAGACCCCCCCAAAGACCAGACCCCUCUGGGGACGAGACCCCUCCUAGGAGAAGACCCUUCCUUGGGAAGACCCCUCCUUGGAAAAGACUCCCCCCCCCCCCGACUCCACUGGGGACGAGACCCCUCGAGGGACGAGACCCCUCCUUGGAGGAGACCCUCUCCAAGGACCAGACCCCUCUGGGGACGAGACCCCUCUUAGGAGAAGACCCCCCUCCUUGGAGGAGACCCCUCCAAGGACCAGACUCCACUGGGGACGAGACCCCUCCUGGGAGGAGACCCCUCGAGGGACGAGACCCCUCCUUGGAGGAGACCCCCCCAAGGACCAGAUCCCUCUGGGAACGAGACCCCUCCUAGAAGAAGACCCCUCCUUGGAGGAGCCCCCCCCCCAAGGACCAGACUCCACUGGGGACGAGACCCCUCCUCGGAGGAGACCCCCUUCUAGGAGAAGACCCCUCCGGGCUGGGACCCCUCUCAGGACGAAACUCCUCCUAGGAGGGGGACCUCUCCGAGGACGAGACCCCUCCGAGGACGAGACCCCCCUGGGGACGGGACCCCUCCUAGGAAGAGACCCCUCCGGGGGGGGGAGCCGGGCGAGGCGGCGGCCCCUCGGAGCAGGGAUGUCGGGGUCGGGGUCGGGGCCGGGCCCGGGCCCGGAGCCUCUGCUGAUCCGCGGCGGUCGGGUGGUCAACGAGGACCGGUCGGAGAUGUGGGACGUGCUGGUGGAGGGCGGCGUGGUGCGGGAGCUGGGGCCCGACCUGCCCGUGCCCGGACACCUGCCCGCCGGCCUCAGGGUCCUGGACGCCAAGGGGAUGCUCCUGCUGCCCGGGGGCAUCGACACCCACACGCACAUGCAGUUCCCUUUCAUGGGCUCCCAGUCCAUCGACGACUUCCACCAGGGCACCAAGGCAGCCCUGGCUGGAGGCACCACCAUGAUAAUUGAUUUUGCCAUACCUCAGAAAGGCUGCUCCCUUAUAGAGGCAUUUGACACUUGGAGAAGCUGGGCCGACCCCAAGGUCUGCUGUGACUACUCCCUGCAUGUGGCGGUUACGUGGUGGAGCGACCAGGUCAAAGAAGAAAUGAAAAUUCUUACCCAGAGCAAAGGUGUUAACUCAUUCAAGAUGUUUAUGGCCUACAAAGAUGUGUAUAUGAUUCGAGACAAUGAGUUAUAUGCAGCUUUUUCUCAGUGCAAGGAAAUUGGUGCUAUCGCCCAAGUUCAUGCUGAAAAUGGAGACUUGAUUGCAGAGGGUGCGAAGAAGAUGUUGAGAUUGGGGAUUACCGGUCCCGAGGGCCAUGAACUGUGCCGGCCAGAACUUGUAGAGGCAGAAGCCACUCUGAGAGCCAUCACGAUAGCCAGUGCCGUGAACUGCCCGCUUUACGUGGUGCAUGUGAUGAGCAAGUCUUCAGCUAAGGUGAUAGCUGAUGCGAGGAGGGAUGGAAAAGUGGUAUUUGGGGAACCUAUAGCUGCUAGUCUUGGCACAGAUGGAACUCACUACUGGAACAAAGAAUGGCACCAUGCUGCACACUACGUCAUGGGGCCUCCUCUGAGGCCAGAUCCUUCAACGCCCGAUUUCCUCAUGAACCUACUGGCUAACGGUGACCUGACCACAACUGGGACUGACCACUGCACCUUUAACACUUGCCAGAAGGCACUGGGCAAGGAUGAUUUCACCAAGAUCCCCAAUGGAGUAAAUGGUGUGGAGGAUCGGAUGUCAGUCAUUUGGGAAAAAGGCGUGGAAAGUGGUAAAAUGGAUGAAAAUCGAUUUGUAGCAAUUACCAGCACCAAUGCGGCUAAAAUAUUUAACCUCUAUCCAAGAAAGGGAAGAAUAGCCGUAGGCUCUGAUGCCGACAUUGUCAUCUGGGACCCAAAAGCCACAAGGACAAUUUCUGCAAAAACUCAUCAUCAGGCUGUUAACUUCAACAUAUUUGAAGGAAUGGUUUGUCAUGGAGUACCCCUGGUAACCAUUUCAAGAGGCAAAGUGGUAUAUGAGGCUGGUGUUUUAAAAGUCAAAGCCGGAGAUGGAAAGUACAUUCCUCGCGAACCAUUUGCCGACUACGUUUACAAAUGUGUCAAGCAAAGAGAUCAGACUUGCACCCCUAGCCCUGUGGAACGAGCACCUUAUAUGGGAGAAGUGGCCACGUUGUCGUCAACUAAGAAAAAAGAAAGUUCAAAAUCUGGAGCCCGGAAGCACUCACGUUCUUAAAGUUCAGCUCCUUCAGGUUGGAGCCAGAGGAAAAUCCCCCUUGCAACCACCUGAGGCGGAUGUUGUCUUCUCAACUCUCAGAUAACUAGCCCUCUUGUCGAUUCAUUGCUCCAGGCCUUCCUUGUGUAGUCUCAGAAGUGAAUACUGCUAUUCUAGCUGUGAUUUCUUGCAGAAUAAAAUUAAAACCUAAGGUGUUAGUGAAUUUUUAGUACCGGGCAGGCGCUUGCAAACACCCUUUAAUGAUCCUUUAAAUUGACACCUACUGGAUUUCUGAGAUUCUACCCUAGUUAAAAAAAAUGUUCUGAGUUUUGAAUAGUAGUUCUGCCACCGAGACAAACCAAUAUAUAGUCAUACUUAAAAUAAAAUUUUUAGAUCAACAUUGA
Messenger RNA from Ornithorhynchus anatinus (platypus), 3053 nucleotides. It is a transcript of the gene DPYS, whose product is annotated as dihydropyrimidinase. Bases 1087 to 2670 code for a protein of 527 amino acids. Gene Ontology annotation, cellular component: cytosol; cytoplasm. NCBI's taxonomy places the organism in Eukaryota, Metazoa, Chordata, Mammalia, Monotremata, Ornithorhynchidae. The record is from RefSeq and is a predicted model, not a curated record. Gene Ontology annotation, biological process: pyrimidine nucleobase catabolic process. Gene Ontology annotation, molecular function: dihydropyrimidinase activity. The transcript has 10 exons.